Leptidea sinapis is the source of this 1314-nucleotide messenger RNA. RefSeq names its product vitamin K-dependent gamma-carboxylase. Gene Ontology annotation, biological process: peptidyl-glutamic acid carboxylation. The coding region runs from base 101 to 1171 and encodes 356 amino acids. Lineage: Eukaryota; Metazoa; Arthropoda; Insecta; Lepidoptera; Pieridae. Gene Ontology annotation, molecular function: vitamin binding; gamma-glutamyl carboxylase activity. The record is from RefSeq and is a predicted model, not a curated record. The transcript has 7 exons.
UUCUGUCCGACAGACGACAUGCAGCAAGGUCGUUCAACAUCUGUACUCACCCCAAGAUGCUUCCAGUAUAGCUGUGACGAGAAUUCUAUUUGGCAUAGCGAUGUUGUUUGACAUACCGGACGAGCGGGGUGGAGCGGAUAUGACGUCACGUUGGGGUAACACCAACAACUGCCACUUCCCGCUGUUGCCCUUCAUCACUGUCAUCAGCAUGCCUUACAUGGCAUUGGUGUACCUUGGAUUGUGGUUUGGAGGAAUGGGCAUAGCUCUGGGCUAUCAGUAUCGAUAUACAAGCUGGUUGUUUACCCUCUGCUACUGGUACAUAAUUCUGAUCGAGAAGAGCUUCUGGAAUAAUCACAGCUAUUUGUUUGGACUUGUUGCGCUACUUCUGGCGUGUACUCAGGCAAAUUGUUUGUGGUCACUCGAUGUUUACUUCAACCCAUCGUUAAAGAAGAACACAGUUCCCUAUUGGAACUAUUUCAUACUGAAGUAUCAGUUCUUCACUCUCUACUUCAUGGCUGGUCUGAAGAAAGGUACCGCGGAAUGGUUGACAGGAUACUCUGUGCCCAAACUCAGCGCGCAUUGGGUAUUCACUCCGUUCCACUUAUUUCUGUCGAUUCCCCAAAUAGAUUACAUCAUAGUACACUGGUUUGUAUUCAUGUUUGAUCUGACCAUUGCUUUCUGGAUGAUGUGGGCGAAAAGUCGGAACACAGCAAUGGUUUUCUGUGCUUUAUUUCACCUUAUGAAUAGUAGGCUCUUCAAGAUAGGUAUGUUUCCAUGGGUGUGUCUAGCUACGAUGCCGCUCUUUUAUCCAUUCGAUUGGCCUAGAAGAAUUCAACUCGGGUUUUCAAAUGCAUUGUCAUACUUGAGUUUUGUGAAGUGGUGUUUUAUCUCAAACAUGAAUGUUCCUAAGUGUGAAGAAAACGUAAAAUGUAUCAGAAGUGCAGUUAACAAUGACGAAACCACAAAAGAUGAGAAUGAUUUACAAGAACCAGAAGAAGACAUGGCUGGUGAUGUAUUCUGCCAUGAGAAAGACAAUGAAGAAAACUCCUCCCAAGUGGAGCCAGAUGUACAACAACCAGAAGUCGAAAAUCAAUCAAUGAAAACCUUCAUUCUUAUUUUACUGGAUUUAACAAUUGGACGAAUGGACUGUAUGGCUACUCCUGGGAUAUGAUGGUACACACCUGGGAUAUAGAUUCUGUUGUCAUCAAAGUCGUGGACAAUGACCAGAACGCAGAAUUCUACCUCGACCCUUACGCAUACACUCCGAAUGAUCGUUGGACUAGACAUGGUGAUAUGGUAUACCAGUACGCACAU